AUGCUCAAGUUCAAAAACAAAUUCAAGUUCGGGACGUCGGAAAAAGACGUGCCCGCCAGGCCCGCCACGGCAGACUCCGACACGCGCUUGUCGUCGCAGCUGUCGCCGGGCGUGCCCGACUUCCACAAACUCUCGCUCGCCGACACGGCCAGCCAGCCCACCACCCCGCCCGGCCCGGGCCACGCGCCGCCCACCGUGAUGGCGUCCAACCCCGGCGUGCUCAUCGUCAAGAUCUACCGCCUGCAGAACGUGCUGCUCCCGAUCCGGGUCAAGAACGACAAGCAGAUAUUGCAGGCGUUGGCGCAGAACACCAACGACGCGAGCGUGCUGGCUGCGUUGGGCAAGCGGCUCGCCGACUUGGCCCGGGCGGAGCUGGCCGCGGGCGCGGCCCCGGGCCCGGGCCCAGAUCUGUUGGACGGCAGCGUGGCGGCGUCGCUCCUCCCGUCCAACAUCAACAUCCCCAACAGCAGCGGCGAGCGCACGGUGAAGCCGCUUCUCUUCAUGACGGUCGAGUUCGACAACAACAUGAUCAUGAUCGAGUCGCGCAAGGGCAGCGUGGACUCGUGCCAGUGGGACCGCGUCAUGACGUUCGACGUGACCAAGAUGGUGGCCCACUCGCAGACCAGCGCCAACUUCUUGAACGUGAACCUCUAUCUUCGGUUGCCGAACCGCUUGGUGCCCGCGCAGGAGCGGCAGGACAAGGUUGAUUUGUUCACCGUGAGCAACUCGAACUCGUUCGGCGACUUGCAGAUCGGGCUGAUCAAGUUGCCGUUGAACCUCCGGUGCCACACCAAGGCCGUCCGCCUCGUCGACCACGAGUGCCUCAGGUUCAAGACCAACUUGGACGCGCUGGACGAGAUGGGCGACAUUUCCUUGAGCAUCGACUUCAAGCCCCAGCUCAAGACCCACCUUUCCAUCGAGGACUUCGACUUGCUCAAGGUCAUUGGCAAGGGCUCGUUCGGCAAGGUCAUGCAAGUCAUGAAGAAGGACACCAAGCAGAUCUACGCAUUGAAGACAUUGCGCAAACAGCACAUCGUCUCUCGGAUGGAGGUCACCCACACCCUCGCCGAGCGCACGGUGUUGGCGCGCAUCAACAACCCUUUCAUUGUACCGCUCAAGUUCUCUUUCCAGUCCCCGGAGAAACUCUACCUCGUGUUGUCCUUCAUCAACGGCGGCGAGCUCUUUUACCAUUUGCAGAAGUCGGGCAAGUUCACCAUGGACAGGUCCCGCUUCUACAUCGCAGAAUUGCUCACCGCGCUCGAAAGUCUUCAUGACUUGGACGUCAUCUACAGAGACCUCAAGCCGGAAAACAUAUUGAUCGACUACCAGGGCCACAUUGCUCUAUGCGACUUUGGGUUGUGCAAGCUAAACAUGACCAACGAGGACAAAACCAACACAUUCUGCGGCACCCCGGAAUACUUGGCUCCCGAAUUGCUCUUGAACCAGGGCUACACCCGCAGCGUCGACUGGUGGACUCUCGGCACUCUUCUAUACGAGAUGUUGACGGGUUUGCCUCCUUUUUACGACGACGACGUCUCUACUAUGUACAAGAAGAUCUUGCAAAAUCCCCUCAAAUUCCCAAGCUUCUUGACUGGAACUGAUGCGGAAGAUUUGUUGAUCAAGUUGUUGCAGAAGGAUGCAUCCAAAAGAUUGAGCGACGCCCCGUCUAUCAAAAGCCAUCCUUUUUUUGCCAAUAUCGAUUGGAAGAAACUCUUGGAUAAAGGCUACGCACCACCAUUCAAGCCUACUGUGAAUGGCUUUUUGGAUACUUCCAACUUUGACCAAGAUUUUACGAACGAGAGACCACAAGACUCGGUGGUGGAUGAUUUCCUCAGCGAAUCCGUGCAGAAGCAAUUCGGCGGCUGGACCUACAACGGUGAGACAGUUCUUUAA
Molecule: messenger RNA, 1893 nt
Organism: Metschnikowia bicuspidata var. bicuspidata NRRL YB-4993
Lineage: Eukaryota; Fungi; Ascomycota; Pichiomycetes; Serinales; Metschnikowiaceae
Product: serine/threonine protein kinase
Exons: 2
Coding region: 1-1893 (630 amino acids)
Biological process (GO): protein phosphorylation
Molecular function (GO): ATP binding; protein serine/threonine kinase activity
Source: RefSeq, a predicted model, not a curated record